CGGCGGCGGCGCGGCGGACACGCCCCCCUCGCCGGUGCUCGGGCUGCCGCGGUGCCCGGCUCGGCGGUGCCGGCGGCCGGGACGGGCGGCACCGGGGCACGGCGGGGCGCGGCGCGGCGGGGCACACGGCGCGGGCUCACCAUGAUCGUGUGUCCCCAGAGCAUGGAGCACCCCCGAGGAAGCCGCUGCCAGCGGCUGCAGGGGCAGGUCGCCAAGGCGUCCGGCGGCGGCGGCGAGGCCGAGCGGCCGCAGCUGCUCUUCGCGAAGGCGCUGGCGAGCCGGGGGCGGCCCGAGGCGGUGGCCCAGCAGAUGGGCUGCCACCCGCGCUACCUCGACAGCUUCCUGCGGACGCAGCACUACCUGCUGCACCUCGACGGCCCGCUGCCCUUCGACUGCCGCCACUACAUCGCCAUCAUGGCGGCGGCGCGGCACCGCUGCCGCUACCUGGUGAACCUGCACGCGCGGCAGUUCCUGCGCGCCGGCGGCGAUGCCCAGUGGCUGCGCGGCCUCGACUCCGUCCCGCCCAAGCUGCGCAACCUCGGCGAGAUCAACAAGGUCCUGGCGCACCGGCCCUGGCUCGUCACCAAGCAGCACAUCGAGAAGCUGCUGAAGAUCAGCGAGCGGAGCUGGUCGCUGGCGGAGCUGGUGCACGCCGUGGUGCUGCUGGCGCACUGCCACGCGCUCGCCAGCUUCGUCUUCGGCUGCGGCUGCGAGCCCGAGGAGGGCCCCGGCGGCCGCGCCACGCCCAAGCCCCUCUCGCCCGGCGCCCGGUGCUUCUGCGAGGCGGCCGGCGGCAACGGCUGCGGCCAGGAGCUGCUGCGCCUCGGCCGCAAGCGGUCGCUGGAUUCCUGCAUGGAGCUGGAUCCUCUCCGGGAGCGGAUCCAGCGGAUCCACCUGGAGACCGAGGGCAGGGAGGAGACGAGGCCGCCGCAGCAGGAGCGAGAGGAAGAUCUCUCCGGGGAGGUCGCCGGCGCCGCCAACCUCGCGUGCUACGUGCAGGACCCCGACUUCGGCUACCAGGACUUUGCCCGGCGCGACGAGGAGCAGACGCAGGUAUUCAGGGUCCAGGACUACUCGUGGGAAGACCACGGCUUCUCGCUGGUGAACCGCCUCUACGCCGACAUCGGGCACCUCCUGGACGAGAAGUUCCGCGUGGUGGCCGGCCUGCAGAGCAGCGCCCUGGCCAAGCGGCAGGGCUGCGAGCCCUCCGUCUUCAAGCGGGGCAUCUGGAACUACAUCCACUGCAUGUUCGGCAUCAGGUACGAUGACUACGACUACGCCGAGGUGAAUCACCUCCUGGAGCGGAUGCUCAAAGUUUACAUUAAAACUGUCACCUGCUACCCAGAGAAGACAAACCUGGAGAUGUUUGACAGGUUCUGGAAGCAAUUCAAGCACAGUGAAAAGGUGCACGUGAACCUGCUGAUCCUGGAGGCGCGGAUGCAGGCCGAGCUGCUCUACGCCCUGCAGGCCAUCACCCAGUACAUGGUCUCGUAGGCGGCGGGGAGCCGCGCCGCGGCCGGGCCCGGCGCAUCCUCUCCCGCGGUGCCGGGACGGACGGCGAGGGGUUGCUCCCUUUACUCUGACUGUCUCGUUCCCUUCUUUAUUCCCCCCCCCCUUCUCCUUGUGGGGCACGCCGAGGGGCCCCGUUAACGUGCAAUUACCAAACUGUGAGGCCAGUCCGUGCUGCUGGUGCGAUGCUGGAGCCCCGGAGGCGGCCGAGGAGGCCCGCCGAAGCCGCAGGGGCACGGCGAGCCCUGCCUCGCGUCCUGCCUCGCGCCCUGCCGCGGGGCUCUACGUGCCAACCCCCCCGGGGCCGCAGCGCUGCGCUGGCCGCGGCGGCGUGAGCGGGCUCCGGCGGCGGCCGGGCGCUGGAGGCUGCGGCGGGGAGGCCGUGCCUCCCCGUGCGCCCAGGCACUUGCUGCUUAAAAUAGUGAUGGGGGAACCUGGGGUCAGCACCCACGAGCUGAGGGACCCUUCACCCCCCUCCGGCCUUGGCCGGGGGGUCCCUGGGGGUACAGAUGCAGCUGGGAGUCCCCACGCUGGAGAAGAGGGAGGGCUGGGGCCACCCCCAGCCGUGGGGAGGCCGGAGCAAGGACAGCCGUGGGCGCCUGGUGCACGCUGCUUCAGUCAACCUGUUUACUGCGUAAAUGUACGGGGAAAGAAAAACCUUGUGUAUGGAAGCUACAGAAAAAGCCUAUUUUUGCUAUAAAUAUAUUAUGUUUGA
This is a messenger RNA of Dromaius novaehollandiae (emu), 2224 nucleotides long. RefSeq names its product sestrin-3. Gene Ontology annotation, biological process: regulation of response to reactive oxygen species; cellular response to leucine starvation; cellular response to L-leucine. The record is from RefSeq and is a predicted model, not a curated record. Gene Ontology annotation, cellular component: nucleus. The transcript is spliced from 9 exons. Gene Ontology annotation, molecular function: oxidoreductase activity, acting on peroxide as acceptor; L-leucine binding. Lineage: Eukaryota; Metazoa; Chordata; Aves; Casuariiformes; Dromaiidae. Bases 142 to 1494 code for a protein of 450 amino acids.